AUGGUUGAAUCACAGAUCAAACCAAAAUCAUUGGAAAACAGGAACCAGUCUCCAAGUCAAUCGCCAAAAAAGAGAUGCUCCGAUGAUAUCAAGCUCAGAAUUCAAGCACUUCAGGUGUCAGGCUGCUGCUUGGACGAUGACGAAGGUGACGAGACAACAAGCUUGGGGCAGACGCGCCGGGAGAGACAACGAGGCCAAUCUGCUGUCCCAAACGGCAGAUCUACUUUUGGCAAGAGCGACAAAGAAUGCAAGGACGAGUCCAACAACAAUGAUCAUCCCCUAGUACGCACUUCGAUCCAGCUUCCAUUGACUCCAAACAUUAUUGUUACUGCUGAUGAUAGCAUGAUCGACCAGGAUCCGUCGUCGCCAUCCUCCAAGCGAUCUUCCGUAUCCUUUGCCGACAUGACCGAUGUACGCUUCAUACCGCCAGUGUAUGAUGAUGAUCACGAUUCUUUGUAUUACAAGGAGGACGAACUCGCCAAUUUUCGUCAUGAAGCCUUUCUGGAAGAUUGCGGGUUGAGCCACAUGAUGACAUGA
Cylindrotheca closterium is the source of this 537-nucleotide messenger RNA. The record is from the annotation of a GenBank genome assembly. Lineage: Eukaryota; Bacillariophyta; Bacillariophyceae; Bacillariales; Bacillariaceae.